GUCCCAAAACGCCCCCUCCCCUUGCUUUCUGCCGCCUGCCUCGGAAGAAACCUCGACUAUCUUCGUAUCGAGAUCGAGAGACGACCGCCACACGAGCCAAGGGAUGAAGCGGAUUCCGCGAAUUAAGUUCCCGCAGAGGCACCCGCCCAAGCCCACAGGAUCAUCGCCACCUGCUGACGAGAUUACGUUCCUCAAAUCAAAUGUGACGCCCCAACCCAAGGUUGCCACAUCAUCUGGUGACACCCCAAGUUAUAGAUUCCGAUCAGAUGUUCCUGCUCCACCUUCUAACACUGCCUUAGGUGGAAAGGCUUCACUCUUGCCAAAGCGCACACCAGUCUCAGAUAAAGAGAUCGAGGCUAUUUUGUUGGGUGGUUGCUUUUAAUGCUACUGUGAUGUGGGGGCAGAGCUGUUCCUCACCCUCCUGAAUAAUACUACACUGGAGUUUUGUGAUGACAUCUCCAAGUACAUUAAUGGUCUGUCUUUGGACCAUCCUUAUUUUUCUCCAGAACAUGAGGUUUAAGCCUGAAUAUUGUCACAUUCCUGCAUUUCUUCCAAGAUCGAUGCGACAUCGCCAAGAUGUUAUUUUCUUUCUAAACAAGCCCUUGAGAUGCUCAGUUGAAGCUUAUUCUUGUGAUGGUGACUUCUUAAUGUUUGCUCUUGAUCUUUUUCA
Messenger RNA from Musa acuminata AAA Group (dessert banana), 670 nucleotides. RefSeq lists its product as uncharacterized. The coding region runs from base 104 to 382 and encodes 92 amino acids. The transcript is spliced from 4 exons. Lineage: Eukaryota; Viridiplantae; Streptophyta; Magnoliopsida; Zingiberales; Musaceae. The record is from RefSeq and is a predicted model, not a curated record.